Molecule: messenger RNA, 1572 nt
Organism: Arvicola amphibius (Eurasian water vole)
Lineage: Eukaryota; Metazoa; Chordata; Mammalia; Rodentia; Cricetidae
Gene: Syt10
Product: synaptotagmin 10
Exons: 7
Coding region: 1-1572 (523 amino acids)
Biological process (GO): calcium-ion regulated exocytosis; cellular response to calcium ion; regulation of calcium ion-dependent exocytosis
Cellular component (GO): membrane
Molecular function (GO): syntaxin binding; calcium-dependent phospholipid binding; phosphatidylserine binding
Source: RefSeq, a predicted model, not a curated record
AUGAGUUUCCGCAAGGAGGAUGGCGUGAGCAGCCUGUGCCAGAAGGCACUGCACAUCAUCACCGAGCUGUGCUUCGCGGGCCAGGUGGAGUGGGACAAGUGCUCGGGCAUCUUUCCCGCCGAUAGGGCCAGCCAGGGAGGAGGUGGCACAGAUAUUUCAGUCAGCCUUUUAGCAGUUGUCGUAAGCUUCUGCGGCCUAGCCUUGUUGGUUGUCUCCCUUUUCGUCUUCUGGAAGUUGUGCUGGCCAUGCUGGAAGAGCAAGCUCGUGGCUCCCAAUGUCAGUGCCCUUCCACAGAGCACCUCAAGUGCUCCAACGGAGGUUUUUGAGACUGAAGAGAAAAAAGAAGUAGAAGAAAAUGAAAAGCCAGCUCCGAAAGCUAUUGAACCUGCAAUAAAAAUCAGCCACACUUCCCCUGACAUCCCAGCGGAAGUUCAGACCGCUCUAAAGGAACAUUUGAUUAAACAUGCUCGUGUGCAAAGACAAACCACUGAGCCUACAUCUUCAUCCCGCCACAAUUCCUUCAGGAGACACCUACCAAGGCAAAUGAACGUCUCCAGUGUUGACUUUAGCAUGGGCGUCGAACCUGUUUUACAAAGAGGAGAGACGAGGACCAGCAUUGGGAGGAUCAAACCAGAGCUCUACAAGCAGAAAUCGGUUGACUCCGAGGGCAACAGAAAAGACGAUGUCAAAACCUGUGGGAAACUUAACUUCACGCUCCAGUAUGAUUAUGAAAACGAACUCCUAGUCGUUAAUAUUGUCAAAGCUUUAGAGCUCCCAGCUAAAGAUUUUACAGGCACUUCUGAUCCUUACGUGAAGAUCUAUCUUCUGCCAGACAGGAAAAAGAAAUUUCAGACGCGCGUCCACAGGAAGACGCUAAACCCCCUGUUUGAUGAGAUAUUUCAGUUUCCAGUGGCCUAUGAUCAGCUAAGCAACCGGAAACUACACUUUAGCAUAUAUGAUUUUGACAGAUUUUCCAGGCACGACAUGAUUGGGGAAGUGAUUCUUGAUAACUUAUUUGAAGUCUCUGAUCUCUCCAGGGAAGCCACGGUGUGGAAAGAUAUCCACUGUGCUACCACGGAAAGCAUAGACCUGGGCGAGAUCAUGUUUUCCCUUUGCUACCUGCCAACUGCUGGGCGGAUGACUUUGACAGUGAUCAAGUGCAGAAAUCUGAAGGCAAUGGACAUUACCGGGUCAUCGGAUCCUUAUGUCAAAGUGUCUUUGAUGUGUGAGGGCCGACGACUUAAAAAACGGAAAACGACUACAAAGAAAAACACUCUCAAUCCUGUGUACAAUGAAGCCAUUAUUUUUGACAUCCCUCCAGAGAAUGUAGACCAGGUCAGCCUGUGCAUUGCCGUCAUGGAUUAUGACAGGGUGGGACACAAUGAGGUCAUAGGCGUGUGUCGAACUGGACUAGAUGCGGAGGGUCUUGGGCGAGACCACUGGAACGAAAUGCUGGCCUACCACCGGAAACCGAUCACACACUGGCACCCCCUGCUGGAGUUACCUGGCCGGGCAACCAGCUUUGAUAGUCAAGGAUCCUGUUCUUCUCCAAGACUACCAUCCACACCAUAA